GACCUCUAAUUUCUUUCCGGAGUUUAUUUAAUUUACUCAGUGCUCGAUGCUCUACAAUUUUGUAGUCACUGAAUUUUGUAGAUUAUUAUACACGAUGCCCUCGGCUGCAUAUUUAUCUUUUGGCAACUCUGCAUAUGAUGUUCUUUGUAGUAUGUUGAUUAUGAACAAACCAGAGUAUAGUAAUAAUUACUCUACAGUUAAUUAAGUUAUAAGAAAAUAAUCGAAGUGCAACGGAGGCAUUUCAUCUUCACACUAUGAAUUUCGAGUAUGAUCCUAUAAGGUUAUCGGAAUAUACAAAGUUUUGUAAUUGUAAUUCAUCUAAUUGUCGUUGCGGGGAAGACAAUGUACAUGAAUGGACAUGGGACAAAGAACACACCACAUAUACUACUGUUUUAUCGGAACAGGAUUUAGAAGUUAAGUUUCAUAAUGGAUUUAGUUAUGGUACAGCAGUUAUAAGAGGUAACAAAGCAUUAGAAAAAGGAAGACUUCAUUAUUGGGAAGUUAAAAUGCUUACACCUAUCUAUGGAACAGAUAUUAUGGUUGGACUUGGUACAAGUAAAGUGGAUUUAAAUAGUACAAAACAUACCUUUUGUUCAUUUCUUGGGCUUGACAAAGAGUCCUUUGGUUUCUCCUAUCAGGGAUAUAUACAAUAUUGUGGUAAAAAACGUACUUAUGGCCCGUGCUUUGGGCAAGGUAGCUUAGUAGGCAUAUAUUUAGAUACAUGGAGGGGUACAUUAGAAUUUUUUGUUAACAGAAAGCCUUUAGGUAUUGCUUUUACCGGAUUACGGAAUAUGGUGUUAUAUCCCAUGGUGAGUUCCACAGCUGCCCAAAGUAAAAUGAGACUAACUUGUAGUUGUUCUGUACCAGUAUCUUUACAAAUAGAAUGUUUAUCAGCAUUAAAGUCUUCUCAAAGAGCAUAUUUAUCAACAAUGUUUCCUGGAUUAAGAUACCUUACUGAAAGCAUUUUUGCAGAUAUUUUAAAGACACCUUUAGAUGAGGACGAUGAUAACGAAAGGGACGAAUUUGACUUUUUAAGAGAUUGUAUGAUUUUUGACGAUUUUGAUUUUGCACUAGUAGGUGUUGGCAAAAAAAAGAAAAAGAAGUGUACAAAUGACAACUAAAUCAGACAAUAUUUUUUAUGUAUAUAUAAAUAUAUGUGUUAAUCAAAAAAAUUAUUUAAAAUAAUGUC
Molecule: messenger RNA, 1189 nt
Organism: Osmia bicornis bicornis
Lineage: Eukaryota; Metazoa; Arthropoda; Insecta; Hymenoptera; Megachilidae
Product: SPRY domain-containing SOCS box protein 3-like
Exons: 5
Coding region: 255-1121 (288 amino acids)
Biological process (GO): proteasome-mediated ubiquitin-dependent protein catabolic process
Cellular component (GO): SCF ubiquitin ligase complex
Molecular function (GO): protein binding
Source: RefSeq, a predicted model, not a curated record